Heterocephalus glaber (naked mole-rat) is the source of this 4408-nucleotide messenger RNA. The record is from RefSeq and is a predicted model, not a curated record. NCBI's taxonomy places the organism in Eukaryota, Metazoa, Chordata, Mammalia, Rodentia, Bathyergidae.
CUUCAUGUGGCCUUUUAAAGAUGCAUUUGAGACAAUUAUAAGCAGAAGCUGAGAAUGCCUGGACAGUUUCUGGUUUUUCCCACCACUCUUCCAGCCUUUCCCCCUGCCUGCCUGGUUCAGAUGAUAUGAUUCUCAGUGGGACGCCUUAAUCAAAGUUGUUCCUCGGCUGGACACCUCUGCACGAGACUGUUUCUGUCACUCAAGAUGGCCAGUCAGCUGCCCGAAGACCCUGCAGAGGCUCAAGUCUCCGACGAGCUGGAGUGCAAGAUCUGUUACAGUCGGUACAACCUGAAGCAGAGGAAACCCAAAGUGCUGGGGUGUUGUCACAGGGUCUGUGCCAAAUGCCUGUACAAGAUCAUUGACUUUGGGGACUCCCCACAGGGUGUCAUCGUCUGCCCUUUCUGUAGGUUUGAGACAUGCCUGCCAGACGAUGAAGUUAGUAGCCUGCCUGAUGACAACAACAUCCUGGUAAACUUGACUUGUGGAGGCAAAGGGAAGAAGUGCCUGCCCGAGAACCCCACCGAGCUGCUGCUGACCCCCAAGAGGCUGGCCUCCCUCGUCAGCCCUUCCCACACGUCCUCCAACUGCCUGGUCAUAACCAUCAUGGAGGUGCAGCGAGAGAGCUCCACGUCUCUGAGCUCCACUCCUGUGGUCGAAUUUUAUAGGCCUGCAAGUUUCGACUCUGUCACCACUGUGCCUCACAGCUGGACUGUGUGGAACUGCACCUCCCUGCUGUUUCAGACCUCCAUCCGGGUGUUAGUGUGGCUGCUGGGGCUGUUGUAUUUCAGCUCCUUACCCUUGGGAAUCUACUUACUAGUGUCUAAAAAGGUCACCCUCGGGGUUGUCUUUGUCAGCCUCGUGCCUUCCAGCCUGGUCAUCCUCAUGGUGUAUGGUUUUUGCCAAUGCGUUUGUCAUGAAUUUCUGGACUGUAUGGCACUCCCUUCUUGAUCAAUAUGCAAAAUAUGGAAUUUGACACAUAUUGUCAUGUUUGAAGUUAAUUGAUAAUUUAUAUAAUUUACAUUCUUUUAUGUUCCUAAUGAUUAGCGUCCGUGGCAUCAACAAAGGCCUUGGCCAUAUGUUUCUGGUCUGUUUUCUAUUCAGGUGUUGACUCGGUGGGUGAAAGUGUUCUGUACUUAGGAAUUAGUAAAGAAGCAAAGCUGUGUGAGCUCAGUCUUUAUGGGCUGUGACAGCCAUGAGACUUCCUUGAGCAGGGGCAGCAUUUCUCAAGGCCCCUCCAGACGGCCCGAGAGUGAGGUGCAUGGUGAAGGAGGAGAGGUCUUUGCAGAGAUUAGGAUUGCGCUGAUUGCUCCUUUCACAGUCAUGGGGAGUCUACAUGGGGGGGUGACACUGGAGCAAAGUUGCUCCACAACCUGAGUUUGUAGUCUGUGCCCUCAUAGUCUGGGUGUUGGAACCCCAAUCUUCUUCAGGUGCUUUCUCUGAAGGUAAUGUCGCUGUGAGAUUGCUGCUCCUUGGAGACACCUGUCCCCUCUGGGCAUUCACCCCUGCCAAGAGGACACUAGGCCUGUUCCCUUGGGUAGUCUCAUUGAAUACCUGUUUUGGUGUAUUACUAAGGAGAAUAGAAAACAUUGAUCAAUUUGCAUCAAAGUAGGCUUCAUGGCAGAAUAAGUCCACUUGUCUUCCCUCCAUGUUCAUUUCCCUUUCUCCUCCAGCUUCUCUGAAAAGAAGUGAAGAGAAUGAACUUCUUGUAGAACAGUUAUUGUUCAUGGGAACUUCCAUUUGAAUCUUUCCUUAAAACAUCUUAGUUUUGCUUUAUUUUUAACUACCUUGCUCAUUCACCCCUUGUCCCACCAAGGUUCCAUUUAAAUUAGCUGCUGUAAAUUCCUAGUUUAAAAUAUUUUAUUAGGAUUUAUUUAACUUAAUCCUACAACAGUUGGGGGUAAAUUGUGACAGUGAAAACCCAGAAACAAUUAGUUCAUGGGUUGAAGUUUUGAGAACCUAAGUUUUUUGUUGUGUUAUGUGCAGAACUGUGUGCUAUAGAAAGAAAUCCAGGCAAAGCAAUAGCCAGGGACACUCGAAACUGACACCUUGCUGGAAAAGCCCCUUCAAGGGAGGAAAGUGGAGGUGGCAGAGUGCAACUUAAGCAUGUUAUUACCCUUGUUGUAGUUAAGUCAGUUUGGGAAUAGAUUGACGUUCUUAAAUUUAUUUCAAAUAAAAGCAUAAGCUAUGAGACCUGAGCUCAUGGACUUUUCAGGAUGUAGGGGAAGUUGAAUGUAUAUGUUUAUGAGAAUGAAUUGUCUAGCAGAUUUUAGGUUUGGGAGAAUAGAAUAUUUACAGAAAUUAGGGGAGAAAAGCUUUUUAGUCUCUAAACCUCAUCACUAAUGAUAUUAACAUUAAAUAUUUAUAACUCUUAGAAAAGGGCAUCACUAAGGGUACUUUAACUUGUUUGUGAUAAAGUAUUUGUUGUGCAAAAUAGUUACAGUGGGCCACUUCCAAUCUCCUUAUGGAGGAGAAAUUGAUAUUUAUCUUGAAUAGCAGUUUGAUUUUAUUUGUGUUACUAUUAACUCUGAGAACACGUAUGCCCUUGGUAAGUAUGAGGAGAAAGUUUAUGUGGGGUAUGGUCCAAUGAAUUUAAGCCCCAAGAUAUAGCUAACCACGUUUAUAAGUCCAUAAAAUCUAGUUUUGGUAGCACUGUGAAUGCAUUUUCCAGAAAUUCAUUUGUACUUUGAGUAAAUAUAAUGUUUAGGAAAUGUUUUGUGGUUUGGAUUUAUAUAUUUAUAAGGUUUUUUAAAAAAAUGCCUCAUUUUGUCGGAAAUGUAACAUUGAGUAAUAUUGGUGACCUAUAUGAUGAGAUUUCCAGAAGGCUCUGGACAUGGGUACCAUGUGUUUUACUUAUUUGUAUAAAGUCUGCAGUGCUAACUGUGUGUAUCUGUGUAUCACAGCGGUCUUUUUCUUUAGUUGGCUUGGUUUUAAAGAGUUUUAAGUGUAUGACAACAACAAUAACAGAAAAUUCAUCUUUAUGCUAUUGAAUGGAAAAAGGGCAAUGCUUUAAUAUUUUAUUCACUGUGAUAAUGUUUUGUUUGUCUAUUAAAUUUGACUAGAAGUUUGCCUUCUUGAGUUGUGGCUGAGAUUCAGUUAUUACUCUGGGCCCCAGGUUGACUUUAGAUAACUAUAAACAUGAACUUUGAGAAACAUUGGUUAAGCUAAUAACGUCUUUAUCAUACGCAUAAAGAUUUCAGAACCUGUGACAAAGCUAACCUGACCCAUGGCACUUCCAGAAGGCCUUCAUCUUUUGUUAAAAGUGGGGGACAAAGGCCGGGGAUUUAGCUCAGUGGUUCUGGCGCCUGCCUCGCAAGCGCAAGGUCCUGAGUUCGAUCCCCAGUACCAAAAAACAAACAAACAGAAAAGUGGGGGACAAACAUUAGGGAAGGUGAAAUAAAAAUAUUGUCUUUAUAAAUACAUUUGUUUUCAGUUUUGAUUUAUUUGAUUUGAUUUCAAUGUUUUGCCUAGCUGCUCAACAUAAUAGAAUCCCAUUUAUUUGGAGAAUACCUUACUUUAUGUGGUCUGGGAAAAUUUUUUAAAGUUACUUGGUAUUUUGUUAAGCAAAGUAGAAACAAUUCGAGAAUAUGUACCUGUUCUAUGUUAAUCAAGAAUAAUGAUUUUAUUCACUUCUGAAAUCUUUACCUGAGACGGACAGAAGCAGGUUCAAGACAGCAAGUGGCUGUGCCCUCAUAACUUUACGUGAGCUGGGCUUAACCACGGAGAGGCCAGAAAGUGAUGAGCACUUGCUGGGUUGUAAAGAGAUAGGGGUCUUCUGAGGCACCUGGAAGAGAUUUCUCAGUAUCUCACCCAGGUAGACCUGAAGCCAUGAGGACCCUGGCAUUCAUAGGCCAGCUCGCAGCGUGCCCUGGGCACAGGGGAGCCUGGAAGUGGGGAGUGGAGGUGCACCCAUUCUAUUCUGUGUGGGUCGACAGUUUGGGAGCCUUGCUCCUUUUGCAUACUCCGCUUGGUAAAUGAAUACCUCAGUUCUUUUGAAGCACCAUGGAAAUACCACCUAUUAUCCCAGAACUUUCCUUGAAACCAGUGAUGGUAUUGGUUACAGGGAUCCCUAAAAGAGCUUACCCAUUUGCUCUUGCAGCUUGAGUUGUGUGUACUUUCCACAUCUUUCCCCUUUGUUGGGUGUGUUUUGCUCUUCAGUGCCCUGUAUGAACUUUCAUUCCUGUAGGUGUAGUCUUGAGUCUUUCCUCACAAGUUUUCUUUAUUGCAAAAGAUUUGUUUAAAAACGUGGAUAACUAAGUGUUGAAAUUUAAGUAAAUUCCAUGUUAGUCCCAGAGGCAACACUGAUUCAGCCCAUUUCCUUGUGUCAUUUAAAUCUAUGGUAUAAUCUGAACCUAACUGUAUUCACUGUACAUGUAUUUAUACUUCUAAUUUGAAGGUGCUUUAAGUUUAG